Bactrocera latifrons is the source of this 971-nucleotide messenger RNA. It is a transcript of the gene Dh31, whose product is annotated as diuretic hormone class 2. The transcript has 4 exons. Gene Ontology annotation, biological process: body fluid secretion. The coding region runs from base 329 to 673 and encodes 114 amino acids. The record is from RefSeq and is a predicted model, not a curated record. Gene Ontology annotation, molecular function: G protein-coupled receptor binding; diuretic hormone activity. Lineage: Eukaryota; Metazoa; Arthropoda; Insecta; Diptera; Tephritidae.
AGUGGUGCACUCUAGCAGCGGUAGUGACCAGGCAGCAAACAGUCUGAGCUGUGCUUAAGCACUUGACUUGUUUCAAAAGUACCUAUUUGUUAUAACAGUUAUAUUUGAAAGGUCGACAGUGUGUUGCAGGCGUUGUGUGAAAAGUGUAAGUGAAACGUAGUGUUGGCAAAAAAUCAAAUAGAUUUGCCAUACAACUGUGGAAAGCCAAAAUUUGCGAAGCGAAAAGCUGAAAUUGUGUAAAUCGUGAGAAAUAACAUAUUUCUAAAUUUACUGUAAGCGUCAACCCUUCCAAGUGAAAGCAGCAAGGAAAACAAAAAUAACAAAAACAAUGAUGUCAAACAAGUUAUUCUGUUGGUCCUUGGCUUUUGUCGCCGUUUGCUUGGCGCUGUGUAUGUCGACGUCGGAAGCAGCGCCAUUUCCCAGGUAUCAGGGCGGCGGCUACUACAACGAGCUUGAGGAGGUGCCCGACGACAUAUUAAUGGAGCUGAUGGCCCGUUUCGGACAAACUAUUAUGAGAGCACGCAACGAUCUGGAAAACUCUAAACGCACUGUGGACUUUGGCUUGGCGCGCGGCUACUCAGGCACACAAGAGGCGAAACAUCGUAUGGGCUUGGCCGCUGCCAAUUUCCCCGGCGGUCCAGGCAGGAGGCGACGAUCGGAAACCGAAGUCUAAAGUGUCUCAGAACGCCCAGGCAGCAGGCAAGCAAGCGUGCGAAUGAAAAUAUGAAAACUUUGAUUUGAAAAUUUCUGAAUUUAUGCCGGAUUUAUUAGAGAACUCUAUAAGAAUUUGUUGAUUAUUAAAUACAUACAUACAACAUAUAUACAUACAAGCAUACAAAUAAAUAAACAAACAACAGCGGACCAAAGCGCCUCUUGCAUCCUAAAAGAAUAUAGUGACUAUUUUUUAUUAGCCUAAAUAUAUAUGUAUGUAUAUGUAUUUAGUACAAGACAAAAACAACAAAGCAUACGUA